AUGUCAACAGGACAGAGACAGCCCACACCACUCCGUCGGAUCAUAACCACACAUGAUCCUAAAAGCGGCCGAGCUGUCUUUAGCGACGCAGUUGGGGGCUCGGUAUCGUUCACUGGAUUUCCAGUUCCCCCGGCAAACCCCCCAACGUCGGAUUAUGCACUAGCCUAUAACACAACUACAUUUCCUGUGCAAGGGUUGUCCCCUCCAACUUCUGCAACCCCGGAAUCCAAAGCCAAUCUUGAUAUCAAGCACUAUCAAUCUCAGCUUUCGGAUCCGUCGCCUUUGAAUCCGCCAAACGGCACCUCCUGCACGAUUAUUGAGGUACCUCCGGGAGCAACGGUUCCGAUGCACCGAACCACUACCCUGGACUAUGGCGUCAUAAUUGAUGGGUCUACAGAAUUGAUCCUUGAUUCUGGGGAAAAAACAUUGAUGGGAAAGGGUGAUGUAUUCGUUCAACGAGGCACAGCUCAUUCCUGGCGGAAUACGACCGAAAAGCAUGACAACUCUGGUAUUCUACGCGUCUUUUUCGUGUUUCAACCUAUCGAACAAGUGCGAUUAGAAGGCGGAAAGGCCAUCGGUCAGGACUUGACUUUGUCUCUGCAUCAGGCCUAA
This is a messenger RNA of Penicillium maclennaniae, 612 nucleotides long. RefSeq names its product cupin domain-containing protein. The coding region runs from base 1 to 612 and encodes 203 amino acids. Lineage: Eukaryota; Fungi; Ascomycota; Eurotiomycetes; Eurotiales; Aspergillaceae. The record is from RefSeq and is a predicted model, not a curated record. The transcript has a single exon.